This is a messenger RNA of Eremothecium cymbalariae DBVPG#7215, 1638 nucleotides long. It is a transcript of the gene HNM1, whose product is annotated as Hnm1p. The transcript has a single exon. Gene Ontology annotation, biological process: amino acid transport; transmembrane transport. Gene Ontology annotation, cellular component: membrane. The record is from RefSeq and is a predicted model, not a curated record. Gene Ontology annotation, molecular function: transmembrane transporter activity. The coding region runs from base 1 to 1638 and encodes 545 amino acids. NCBI's taxonomy places the organism in Eukaryota, Fungi, Ascomycota, Saccharomycetes, Saccharomycetales, Saccharomycetaceae.
AUGCUUUAUAGUGAGAUACAGGUGCAGGAGGGGUCUGACUGCAUGCAAAAGGGUGAUGCCGUUAGCAAUCAGAUAAGCAAGGUUGAAUGUGACAAUGUUGAAGUCUACAGUAUUCCAGGUGUGAACAAGCCCGCUGAACUACGCAAAUCUUUUUCUCUUUGGUCUGUUCUAGGGGUUGGUUUUGGCCUAACUAAUUCAUGGUUUGGGCUUUCGGUUUCGAUGGUUACAGGUAUUUCUUCUGGAGGACCUAUGAUGAUCAUCUAUGGUAUAGUAAUAAUUGCUCUUAUUUCUGUCUGUGUUGGUGUAUCGUUAGGCGAGCUAUCUUCGGCUUAUCCCCAUGCUGGUGGCCAGUUUUGGUGGUCCUUGCAGUUAGCACCUAAUAAGUAUAAGAGACUGGCUGCUUACCUCUGUGGGUCUUUUGCGUGGGCGGGAUCUGUUUUUGCAAGUGCGUCUUCCACGUUGUCUACCACUCGGUUAUUGUUAGGAAUGUAUGCGUUGGUGCAUCCAAGCCUGGAGAUUAAGGAUUGGCAUGUUUUUGUUUGCUACCAAGCGUUGCAUAUGUUCCUGUUGCUAUUUAAUUGUCAUGGAAGGCCGCUCCCUUUGAUCUCAUCUACUGCGUUGUACGUUUCUCUAUUCUCCUUCAUCACCAUCACCAUUACGGUUUUGGCUUCCUCUCAUGGUAACUUCAAUGAUGCAAAGUUUGUUUUCGCCAAUUUCAGAAAUGAAACCGGUUGGGAGAGUAACACUAUUGCAUUUAUAGUGGGAUUAAUUAACCCCGCAUGGUCCUUUUCGUGUUUGGACUGUGCCACACACAUGGCGUUUGAGGUUGAGAAGCCGGAAACUGUAAUUCCAACUGCUAUUCUAGGCACUGUGGCAAUCGGAUUCCUCACAUCUAUCGUAUAUUGCAUUGCUAUGUUCUUCUCCAUUCGUGAUUUGGACGGUAUUUUAUCCUCCACAACAGGCGCGCCAAUUUUGGAUAUUUAUUACCAGGCGUCUGGAAGCAAGGCUUGUGCCAUCGUUCUAGGAUCCUUAGUCUUACUUACAUCUUUCACGUGUGUCACCUCUUGCCAUACAUGGCAAGCUAGGCUAUGCUGGUCUUUUGCUAGAGAUAAUGGUUUCCCAUAUUCACGCAUAUGGGCAAAAGUGAAUACUGAAUUGGGCGUGCCCCUAAACGCUCAUCUAUUAUCAUGUGCCGUCAUUUCUCUUUUGGGAGUGUUGUACUUGGCUUCCUCUACUGCAUUUAACGCAUUGGUCACAGGUUGUAUUUCAUUUUUGUUACUAUCUUAUACAGUUCCUGUGAUUUGUCUCUUACUGAAACAGAGAAAUAUAAAACGUGGGCCAUUUUGGUUGGGCAAGUUCGGCACAUUUUCCAAUUAUGUCUUGCUAGCAUGGACAUUGUUUUCCCUGGUCUUUUUCAGUCUCCCUCCAAUGAAGCCUAUAACAAAAGGCAACAUGAAUUAUGUUUCAAUUGUAAUUUUGAGCUAUCUCUUAUACUCGAUUCUGUAUUGGAAAUUCAGUGGUCACAAGAAAUUCUAUAUUUAUCAGGAAAAAAUACCAGUAGAAGAAUCUGAUGAAAGAGCAGAAAUUGAUGAUCCCAAUUCAAAGCUGCAAAAGAUACCAACCCAUUCAAAUAUAUGA